AUGAUGCGGUGGCUGGCAGAUGACAACAGGCGGAAAAAAGAACCAGAAGUUUUUAACAAUGUUGUGGAAGGGCUGAAGAAAAUCUACAGAAAUAAACUACUGCCUUUAGAAGAAGCUUACAGAUACCACGAUUUUCACUCGCCUGCUUUAGAUGAUCCGGAUUUCGAUGCCAAGCCGGUGAUUCUGUUGAUCGGGCAAUAUUCUACAGGUAAAACCACGUUUAUUCGAUAUCUGUUAGAGCAGGAUUUCCCAGGAAUGAGGAUAGGACCCGAACCUACGACAGAUCGCUUCAUAGUUAUAAUGGGAGGAGAAACAGAAAGUGUCAUCCCGGGAAACGCAUUGGUUGUAGACCCCAAGAAACAGUUUAAACCGUUAACUAAAUUUGGAAAUACGUUUCUUAAUAGAUUUCAGUGUUCCCAGAUGAAGAAUCCAGUUUUAGAUAGCAUUACAAUCGUGGAUACCCCGGGUAUCUUGUCAGGAGAGAAGCAGAGAGUAGACCGCGGUUAUGAUUUCGCUGGUGUUCUCGAGUGGUUUGCCGAGCAUGUGGACAGAAUUAUUUUGUUAUUCGAUGCCCACAAGCUUGAUAUUUCUGACGAAUUCCGACGGGCAAUUGAAGCAAUUAAAGGUCAUGAUGACAAAAUUAGAAUUGUCCUGAACAAAUCGGACAUGAUCAACCACCAACAGCUUAUGAGAGUGUAUGGCGCCCUUAUGUGGUCCUUAGGGAAAGUGUUGAAUACACCAGAAGUUGCCAGGGUAUACAUUGGGUCUUUCUGGGAUCAGCCGCUGCAGUUUGAUAUGAACCGCCGCCUGUUUGAGUUGGAAGAGCAAGAUUUAUUUAAAGACUUGCAAUUGUUGCCAAGGAACGCUGCCUUGCGGAAGCUGAAUGACCUCAUCAAGAGAGCCAGACUGGCUAAGGUACAUGCCUACAUCAUCUCCCACAUCAGGAAGGAAAUGCCGGCCAUGUUUGGCAAGGACUCCAAGAAGAAAGAUCUCAUCAACAAACUGCCGGAGAUAUUUGCUCAGUUGCAGCGGGAGCACCAGAUCUCACCUGGUGACUUCCCUAACCUCAAGCACAUGCAGGAACAACUGCAGCAUCAGGACUUCAACAAAUUUAACCUGCUGAAGCCAAAGCUCAUCGAGACGGUGGACUCCAUGUUGGCAACAGACAUUGCCCGCCUUAUGCAGAUGAUACCAGCAGAGGAGAAAGAAUCAGUGCAGAAGGAUGAAACCAAUGGAAAUGUCCAUGGUGGGGCUUUCGAAGGCUACACUGAGAGCCCCUUUGGCGUGGGCCGAGGGGAGGGUGUGGACGCAGGUCGCGGGGAACACGAGUGGGUUGUGGAGUCUGGCAAAUAUGAGUAUGAUGACACAUUUACCAAGCUGAACCCAGUCAACGGGAAAAUCUCAGGAGCUGCGGCCAAAUCUGAAAUGGUGUGGAAGCUGGCAGAUAUUGAUAAAGAUGGAAUGCUGGACGCCGAUGAAUGGGCCCUGGCCAACCAUCUCAUUAAGAUUAAGCUGGAAGGUCAUGACCUUCCAAAUAUAUUGCCAGAUCAUCUGAUACCACCGUCCAAACGGGAAGGUACUGCAGAACUGGCUUCCUAA
Molecule: messenger RNA, 1599 nt
Organism: Candidula unifasciata
Lineage: Eukaryota; Metazoa; Mollusca; Gastropoda; Stylommatophora; Geomitridae
Source: the annotation of a GenBank genome assembly